Aspergillus tubingensis is the source of this 240-nucleotide messenger RNA. RefSeq lists its product as uncharacterized. The transcript has a single exon. Lineage: Eukaryota; Fungi; Ascomycota; Eurotiomycetes; Eurotiales; Aspergillaceae. Bases 1 to 240 code for a protein of 79 amino acids. The record is from RefSeq and is a predicted model, not a curated record.
AUGAAACUCCUCACCUACCUCCUCACCAUCUACGCCACCACCGCCCUAUCCACCUCUAUCAGUGCCGAAGAAGAAUGCGGCUCCCUCGGAGUACUGAAAAUCGACCCAGCCGAUCUCCCCGAAGGCGUCAUCCCCGCUGAUGUGCGCAAGUGCGCAGAUCAUCCGCUGGGCCAUCUGCCGCACCCCGGUGCUGCUGCAGGUGGUGUGUUGCAGCGUAUUCUGCCGGGUUGGAUGUUUUGA